Molecule: messenger RNA, 384 nt
Organism: Sphenostylis stenocarpa
Lineage: Eukaryota; Viridiplantae; Streptophyta; Magnoliopsida; Fabales; Fabaceae
Source: the annotation of a GenBank genome assembly
AUGGAGUACUCUAAUGGAUUUCCUAGAAAAAGAGACGUUUCUCUUCAGGAACUUAGCAAAAGGCUCGCGGAGUUUGCUGAAGUAAGAGGAUGGGAUCAAUAUCACAGUCCCAGAAACCUUCUUUUAGCUCUUGUUGGAGAGGUGGGAGAGGUUUCUGAGAUAUUCCAGUGGAAAGGAGAGGUUGCAAAGGGGUUACCCAAUUGGAGUUCUGAUGAUAAAGAGCACUUAGAGGAAGAGCUUUCAGAUGUUUUGCUUUAUCUAGUGCGUCUCGCUGAUGUUUGUGGGCUAGAUCUUGGACAAGCAGCUCUGACAAAAAUAGUGAAGAAUGCUCAGAAAUACCCAGUUACUAGUACUGACCAUACGACCACUUCCACUUGCAACUAG